AUGGCGACCGACCCCCCAGUAUUCGACCCCAGCGAGCACCCCCAUCGCCGCUACAACCCCCUCCUACGCGAAUACGUCCUCGUAUCCCCACACCGGAUGAAGCGGCCCUGGUUAGGUCAAGUGGAACCUCCCGCAGCGGACACGUUGCCUCAGUACGACCCGAAGUGCUACUUGUGUCCCGGGAAUAGCAGGAGCGAGGGUGCCGUCCUGCCGCAGUAUACGGAGACUUAUACGUUCGCGAACGACUACCCUGCUCUCCUGGCCGGUCCGCUUCCGCCCGCUCCCCCGGCGCCGCAUCCCCUGCUCAUCACCGAGCCCGUCUUGGGAGGAUGCGACGUCGUCAUCUUCCACCCGCGACACGAUUAUACCCUCGCACGACUGACGGUGGGAGAGAUAGAGAAGGUUGUGGUAGAAUGGACGAGGGUGUUCGUGCAGCGCGGUAUGCAGGAGGGGGUGAAGUACGUGCAGGUGUUCGAGAACAAAGGCGCCAUCAUGGGCUGCUCGAACCCCCACCCACACGGGCAAGUCUGGUCCAUGUCCUCCAUCCCUCAAAUCCCCAGCGUAGAACUCCGAAACCUGGUCAAGUAUUCCCUCUCCCCCCCGCCGGACCCGCCCUCUGGCGCACCGAGGGGCGAUAAGGGCAAACCGUGUAUGUUGUGCGAGUACGCGCAUUUUGAGAAGGGGGCCGGAGAGAGGGUCGUGCUAGAGGAAGGGCCUUGGGUGGCAUUGGUGCCGUGGUGGGCUGUAUGGCCGUUUGAGGUUAUGCUCCUCCCCACGCACAGGCACAUCAGCUCCCUGCUCGACCUGACGCCAGACGAGCGCACCUCUCUCUCCACCGCCAUCUCCCGCCUCACAAAACGAUACGACAACCUCUUUUCCUGCUCCUUCGCGUACAGCAUGGGGGUUCACCAGCGUCCCACGCCUAUGCAGCUGGACGAUGAGGGCGAGGCUGCGCACUUGCACUUGCAUUUCGACCCGCCGUUGUUAAGGAGCGCGACGGUGAAGAAGUUCUUGGUGGGGUUUGAACUUAUGGCUGAGGCGCAGAGGGACUUGACUCCAGAGCAAGCAGCCAAGAGGAUGAGAGAGCUUUCGGAGGUGCAUUAUCUUGAUUUAAUGGAUUGAGUCAG
Dacryopinax primogenitus is the source of this 1127-nucleotide messenger RNA. Its product is annotated as galactose-1-phosphate uridylyltransferase. The transcript has 5 exons. Gene Ontology annotation, biological process: beta-D-galactose catabolic process via UDP-galactose, Leloir pathway. Bases 1 to 1122 code for a protein of 373 amino acids. Lineage: Eukaryota; Fungi; Basidiomycota; Dacrymycetes; Dacrymycetales; Dacrymycetaceae. Gene Ontology annotation, molecular function: UDP-glucose:hexose-1-phosphate uridylyltransferase activity; zinc ion binding. Gene Ontology annotation, cellular component: cytoplasm. The record is from RefSeq and is a predicted model, not a curated record.